This is a messenger RNA of Silurus meridionalis, 2012 nucleotides long. Its product is annotated as class I histocompatibility antigen, Gogo-C*0203 alpha chain-like. Lineage: Eukaryota; Metazoa; Chordata; Actinopteri; Siluriformes; Siluridae. The record is from RefSeq and is a predicted model, not a curated record. Gene Ontology annotation, cellular component: external side of plasma membrane. Gene Ontology annotation, biological process: immune response.
UCCUAAUGCUAUAACUAUUGAAAAUCGCUGAGCUCUUAACCACUUGCUCGGGUUCUUCUUGGUGUGUUACUGACUUUUUAAAGAAUUUUACUUUGAAAGUGUAUUUAUGACAUUAUUUUAUUUAAAUUUUUGACAGGUUUUUUCUAAAGUUGGGACUGGAGUAUGGAGGACGCGAGUGGUAAAAUAUUUAACGUUCUUCUUUUCCUCACCAUUUCUGUUCAACUUUCAUUGGCAGAAAGACACAGUCUGCAGUACCUCUACACGUCCAUCACGGCGGGAAUAAAUUUCCCAAAUUUUACAGCUGUUGGUCUGGUGGAUGGAGAGCAGUUCAUGUACUAUGACAGCAACAUCAGCAAGGCAGUCCCAAAGACAGAGUGGAUAAAUACGUGCAAGGCUUUUACUCCGGACUUCUGGACAACAGAGACUCAGAAACAUCAGAAUGAACAAAGAGACUGCCAAAACCUCAUGACAGCUUUAAUGCAGAGACCCAAUAAACCUGACGGAGAUCACACACUACAAGUCAUACACAGCUGUACACUUAACGACGACAUGUCUACAUUUGAAUCGAAAUUUGGUUAUGACGGAGAAAAUGUACAGAAUGACGAUAAUUGGUUGACUGAGGGUAUUCAGGAAGCGAACGCUGUUUCCCUAAACAAUGAUAAUUGUAUUGAUCAGUUAAAUAACUUUGUGUUUUCUUGCAGUGAAGCUCUGGAGAGGAAAGUUCGUCCUACGGCGUCUGUCUUCCAGAAAAACACGUCUUCUCCACAAGUGGUGUGUCAUGCGACAGGAUUCUUCCCCAAAGAUCUCAUUUGCUCUUGGCAGAAGGACGGAAUGGACGUACAUGAGGACGUGGAACUGAGCGAGACGUUACCCAACGGGGAUGGAACCUUCCAGAAGAGGAGCAUUCUGAAAGUCUCCGCUGAGGAGCUGCAGAAACACACCUACAAAUGUGUGAUUCAGCACAGCAGCUUGAAGAAGGAGAUGGUGCUCAAAGUACCAAAAGGUCUAGGAUCAGCUGGAGCAGUGAACGCUGUCUAUCCUGUUGUCUUUGCUCCUUUGGUUUUAUUCUGUGGAUAUUUGACCUGGACGAGGGUUAAGGGGAGCAUGGGGACAGCGAUGGAGAUGCUACGACUAAACCCUUUACGCAGAAGAAAUUAGCAGAACACGGUAACAGUUUGUGAUGGAGAAGUGUAUCCAAUUAGUAUUUUAUAUCCCUAAUACAAAAUAACUAAAUGUACAUUACACAAUAUAUAGAGUGAAAAUAAAUGUAUGCAUAACAGGACUAUUAUUAAUCCCUAUAUAACUAUUAUUAAUCAUUGAGGUAACAAAUCAUCAGCUUUCAGUUCGACUAACAACGAGAUUAACAGCUAAAAUCAUGCUGUCCCUGAAGGUUUGAAUCCAUCUUUAUUGAAUAACUGCUGUUUCCCAAUGGACUAAACAUUGAAUUAGUAUUGGAGACAAUAUUUCCGCCCUGAUUUAGAAGUCUGUCUGCCCAGGAAACAUAUUGUGCGGCUGGUUUUCAAAGACUUUCCGAAUACCAGGGCGGAGGACAAAAACUGAGCACAAAACCACAAAACUCUUGUAUCUCGCAAGACAAACUUAAGAAUCUGUGAAAAUCUUGGAAGGUAGUGAAAAGGUAGCUUCAUUUAAUGCCAUUUAGCACUUUCUCUCUCUCUUUCUUUCUCUCUAUCUGAAGAGUUACAGCUAACAAUAACAUUUUAAAAAUCCAAAUUGUUUAUUAAGCGAAAAUUGUACGUUUUUUUAUGUAAAAACUUUGCGAUGUUUUUGGGAGUCUUUCUACUUGUAAUGCACUUAAUACUUGACAUUUUAUUUGAACCCCACUGACAAAUUCUGCAGUAAAACACACUGGCAGGAAGUUUUAUUCAUGCAAGUGUAUAAAAAAAUGGAGAUAAAUGUUGUCACAUUUGAUUAAUGGAAGGCUGACUGACAUAUUCUGUUAUGCAUACCUGAAAUUUCCAGCUGUAAUGGAGAUGUUUGUAUUAAUAAAAAUU